AUGUCUCAAUCCUUACGCCCUUAUCUUCAAUGCGUUCGAUCCUCCUUGACUGCUGCACUUGCCGUAUCAAACUUUGCUUCGCAGACAUCAGAGAGACACAAUGUUCCAGAAAUCGAAGCCGCUACAUCCCCGGAAGUUCUUUUAAACCCUCUCACAGUUGCACGAAACGAAAACGAAAAAGUUUUCAUUGAGCCUAGCGUAAACAGUGUUCGAGUUAGUAUCCGAAUCAAGCAGGCCGAUGAGAUAGAACAUAUUCUAGUACACAAGUUCACACGUUUCUUAACCCAACGAGCUGAAGCCUUUUUUAUCCUAAGAAGAAAGCCCGUAAAGGGUUAUGAUAUAUCAUUCCUAAUAACCAACUUUCACACAGAAGCGAUGCUGAAACAUAAACUUGUCGACUUUAUAAUACAAUUCAUGGAAGAGGUGGAUAAGGAAAUAUCUGAGAUGAAACUUUUUCUGAAUGCAAGAGCGAGAUUUGUGGCAGAAUCCUUUUUAACUCCAUUUGAUUAG
Messenger RNA from Ophidiomyces ophidiicola, 510 nucleotides. It is a transcript of the gene ARC19, whose product is annotated as Arp complex subunit. Lineage: Eukaryota; Fungi; Ascomycota; Eurotiomycetes; Onygenales; Onygenaceae. The record is from RefSeq and is a predicted model, not a curated record. Gene Ontology annotation, molecular function: actin filament binding. Gene Ontology annotation, cellular component: Arp2/3 protein complex; actin cytoskeleton. Gene Ontology annotation, biological process: Arp2/3 complex-mediated actin nucleation; actin filament polymerization. Bases 1 to 510 code for a protein of 169 amino acids. The transcript is spliced from 5 exons.